CUCUUCUUCAAUUUCUUUCUCACUCACAAGAUUGACACAUUCACUCAUACUCUUCUUCCCUCCUCCCCUUUCCUUGUUACCUAAAUAAUAACAAUUAAUCAGAAAAAGUAAGGACAACCCUCCUAACCCUUUCCAAUUUUGAUCGAAAUCGCUUCAUUUGAAACGAAAAUUUACACAUUUCGUGACCUAAGUUUCUCAAAUUUAUUGGAAUUCGAUUUUCUCGGAGUUUAUUGUUUCAGCUUUGAACUUUCAGGAAAACUGCAGUUUUUUUCUUUUCCUUUUUCCCAUCAGUGUUUUCUAUGCUACUCAUUUAUUUGGGGACAAUGUCCAUUAUGUUCGAAUAAGAAAUUUUAAAUUUCGUUGUGCAAAUUGAAGAAUUUUCUCCAGAUUAUUACUCAUUGUAAAAUUUUGAUUUAAGAUGAUCAAUUUUUCGCUUGGUUCAAAUUGAGGUUUCUAUAUAUUAUAUAUUAUAUAUAAUGUUGAUAUAAAUUUAUAUAUUUAUAAGUAUAUUUAAAUAUUGAGGUCGGGAGAAAGAUGAUUUUGGUUUGGUAAAGUUGGGGAUGAUGGACCAUGGAGAACAGUGGAGAAGCAGUGGAUGAUCAGGGCUCUGGAUGGUUCGAAGUGAAAAAGAAACAUAGAAAUAGCUCGAAGUUCUCUUUACAGGGUUGGGUUGGAGGGUUUUCGGAGAAAAAUGCUUCUCACCCUUCAGGCAGUCAGCCUUCAUUGAAUGGAAACAAUGUAAAUUCCCGUGACAAGAGCAGAUAUCAUCAUCCCAAAGCAGGGGGAAAUUUUGCUUUACAUAGUCGGAGUACUACAGAUUCCGUUGCUGUGUUAAAUAAAGACAAACAAAAUGCGGGGCAUGUUAAGGACACUGUUGUUAAGCAAAACACUGAAUGUCCCAAGUCAUACCCUCACAAUGUUGCAAAUUCUACUGGAGUUAAAUAUAUCGAGAAACUGCCUCAAACAGAUAAACCUGAUUUGGUUGAUGACACUAACAGUUUUCGCCCAGACAAUAGUGGAAAGCUGCAUACUGAAAAUGCUUUUGGUGUUGGAAUCAAGUUUGGUGCUAUAGAAGAAGACAAUUUAAUGCUUUGUAUGGAUCAUGAAAGUGAUCAUAAUUUGGUCUCUUGUAUAAAUUCUCAAGAAAACAAAUUGGCAUCUGCACCUGCACCUGAAGAUGCCGUUGUUGACCAAAUACUUCCUGUAGCUCCUAAAGACGAACACCUUGAAGAUGAUAUUAAUAACUUAAAUGAAGUAUCUGCUGAAAAUGUUGAAGGAUUUACCAUCAAUGAAAAUAUAGAUGGUCUAGAAACUGGUGUUUCAGAUUGCAAGGAUAUGGAUGUUACGCUUGUCAAUGAAGCUGCUAGUAGUUCCACUGGUGUAGAGAUGAAAGUUCAGGAUCCUAUAGUUACAGCUGAGGUAGAGGUGAAACUUAUGGAUCCUAUUCCUAAAGAUACAGCUGAGGUUAGUGAUGGAGAAAAUACCGAGACUUUUAAGACAGACGGUGAUUUAAUUAAUGCAGUUAUGGUUGAGGGCCAUCCUGAGUUAGUCACCCCUGGCAACGAUGGAGCUGAACUUUCUGAAAAACAACUAUCCUCUACAGCAUCUAUUGAAGACGCUGGAGUUGUUUGUGGUGCUACUGUACAUGAAAACACGUCAAACUCUCAUAACAUGAAUAUCCUUGGAGAAUGUGACACAGUUGAAAGCAAGGAAAGGUUUAGGCAGCGGCUUUGGUGCUUUUUGUUUGAGAAUCUUAACAGGGCUGUAGAUGAACUUUAUCUCCUCUGUGAAUUAGAAUGUGAUGUGGAGCAGAUGAAAGAAGCUGUUCUUGUUCUUGAAGAGGCUGCAUCUGAUUUUAAAGAUCUAACCACUAGAGUGGAAGAGUUUGAAAAAAUGAAGAGGUCGUCUUCUCAGUUCAAUAAUGGAGUGCCACUCAAUUUAAAAAGUGACCAUCGUAGACCACAUGCUUUGUCGUGGGAGGUAAGAAGAAUGACGACUUCAGCACAAAAAGCAGAGAUACUUUCUUCAUCUCUUGAAGCUUUUAAGAAAAUUCAGCGAGAAAGAGCUACCUUACGUCAAGGUAGUGAUGUAAAAUCGUCCUUGCAUCUCCAAUCUGAUGACAAACUUAACAAGUUGUCUACAUCAAGUGAUAGAAUUUCCAAUACGAAGAAUUUGAUAGGGGACCUGAGUACAGUACAACAGCAUACUAAGUUAGUCUUUUCCAACAAAUCAAACUCUGUACUGAAUGGGCGUCUGUCUUCUCAGGUUUCUUCUUCUAACAUCAUUACAUCAAAAUUGCCACCUAGGGAUGGUUCUGGUGCUUCUGGAAAGAGUAAAAGAGAACAAUCUGCUGGAUUUGAAGCAGAGAAACUGCUUCCUAGGAAAACUAAGAUGUUAGCAGAAGGGGUAUCUGAGAAAAAUUCUAAAUUGACAGAUAAUUACAAGCGACAUGUGUCUCUAUCUGAACAGGACAAGGAAAAAGAAAGGAGAAACUCAGCUCCUUGGAGAUCCAUGGAUGCAUGGAAGGAGAAGAGGAACUGGGAGGACAUACUCUCAUCUCCUUAUCGAGUCUCUUCCCGUGUUUCUCACUCACCAGGAAUGAGCAGGAGAAGUGCUGAGCGCACACGUAUGUUGCAUGAUAAACUAAUGUCUCCUGAAAAGAAAAAGAAAACUGCCAAGGAUCUAAAGAGGGAAGCCGAAGAAAAGCAUGCAAGGGCUUUGAGGAUUAGAAGUGAGCUUGAGAAUGAGAGAGUUCAGAAACUUCAACGAACUUCAGAAAAGUUAAACCGAGUAAGUGAAUGGCAAGCUGUUCGAAGCUUGAAGUUACGUGAAGGAAUGCAUGCUCGACAACAACGCAGUGUAUCUCGGCAUGAAGCUUUUCUAGCUCAAGUUGUGAAGAGAGCUGGUGAUGAGAGCAGCAAAGUUAAUGAAGUUCGGUUUAUUACUUCUUUAAAUGAAGAGAAUAAGAAGCUUAUGUUGAGACAAAAACUACACGAUUCUGAGUUGAGGAGAGCUGAGAAGCUUCAAGUUAUGAAAUCAAAACAGAAAGAGGAUGUGGCAAGAGAAGAGGCUGUUUUAGAACGUAGGAAACUAAUUGAAGCUGAAAAGUUACAGCGUCUUGCUGAGACACAAAGGAGAAAGGAAGAGGCUCAAUUUAGAAGGGAAGAAGAACGUAAGGCAUCAAGUGCAGCAAGAGAGGCACGGGCCUUGGAACAACUUCGUCGGAGGGAAGAAAGAGCCAAGGCUCAACAAGAAGAAGCUGAGCUUCUUGCCCAAAAAUUGGCUGAGAAACUUAGCGAAAGUGAGCAACGUCGAAAGUUCUACCUGGAGCAAAUAAGAGAGAGAGCUUCAAUGGAUUUCAGGGAUCAUUCUCCAUUAUUACGCCGUUCUUUGAAUAAGGAGGGUCAGGGUAAAUCUACAAUUACUAACCCUGGUGAAGAAAAUCAGGCAAGCUGUUUGUCAGGGUUAGUAGGUUCUGCUUUUGCAACAAAUAAUGUCACCUUGCAGCAUUCGAUGAAGCGAAGGAUUAAAAAAAUUAGACAAAGACUUAUGGCUCUAAAGUAUGAAUUUCCUGAACCUCUUGUUGGUGGAGAAAAUACUAGUAUCGGGUAUAGAACAACAGUGGGAACUGCAAGGGUGAAAAUUGGAAGGUGGCUUCAAGAGCUUCAAAGGCUUCGUCAGGCAAGAAAAGAAGGAGCUGCGAGUAUUGGAUUAAUAACAGCUGAGAUAAUUAAGUUUGUAGAGGGAAAGGAUGCUGAGCUACAGGCUUCUCGCCAAGCUGGUCUUCUUGAUUUUGUAGCUUCGGCCUUGCCUGCUUCUCAUACAUCAAAACCUGAAGCCUGGCAAGUGACAAUACAUCUGCUAAAGCUUUUGAAGGUUGUUUUGUUCAUGGCUGCAAACAGGAGCUAUUUUCUUGCUCAGAAUCUCUUACCUCCAAUCAUCCCAAUGCUGUCAGCUGCCCUUGAGAACUAUAUAAAGAUUGCAGCAUCUCUAAAUGUUCCUGGUAAUACUAGUUUGCCUUCAAGCAAAACUUCAGCUGAACAAUUUGAAUCAAUAUCUGAAGUAUUGGAAGGUUUCUUAUGGACUGUGACAACAAUAAUCGGUCACAUAAAUUGCGAAGAACAACAGCUCCAAAUGCGGGAUGGUUUGCUAGAGCUAUUGACUGCCUACCAAGUUAUUCACAGACUACGUGAUCUUUUUGCUCUUUAUGAUCGACCCCAAGUGGAAGGAUCUCCCUUCCCUUCUUCUAUUCUCUUAAGCAUAUAUUUGUUGGUGGUUUUGACAUCCAGACCUGAAACAAAUUCUGUGAUUGAUUGGGAAUAUUUAAAUACUGAGACGUUAUUACUGAAUAGAAGUCAGGAGACCAAAUUUGCAGAAUCUGUGGAUGCUGGAUUUCUUGUAGAUAACUCUGAGUAUCUUAGGACUCCAUUGUCUACACUGAAUGCAAGUAAAGUUGUACAUCUACCAGAUGUACCAGAAGAUAUGACAUUAGAUGAAUCAUAUAGGAUAAAUAAAAAUGUGUUAGAAUCUACUACACGGGAUACUGACAAAGAGCAUACUAUUUCUUCUGCUGAAGAAAAUAAGGCCAUCACUGACAACCCAGAUUCCCCAGAUGAAUCUGAGAAAAUUCAAAUUGAAGACACUAUUAAAUCUUUUCCAGUCCACAGGGAUGAGAGAAACUUGGUUGAUGUUAGAGUAGAACAAAAGCUUGAUAAUGUUCUGAACCUGGAGCAACCUGUGCAGUUUCUUCUUUCUGCCAUCUCAGAAACUGGGCUUGUCAGUCUUCUUUCUGUGUUGACAGCUGCGUUACUGCAGGCAAACAAUAGGUUGUCUUCUGAACAGGCCUCGUGUAUCCUACCCUCAAAUUUUGAGGAGGUGGCAACUGGAGUUCUGAAGGUGUUGAAUAAUUUGGCUCUUUUGGAUCUUAAAUUUUUGCAGAGAAUGCUUGCAAGGCCAGACCUGAAAAUGGAGUUUUUCCAUUUACUGAGUUUCCUCCUAUCCCAUUGCACCAACAAGUGGAAAACAGCUAGUGAUCAGGUUGGUAUGCUUCUUCUUGAAUCUCUGUCACUGCUUGGUCACUUUGCGCUGUUCCACCCAGGAAAUCAAGCUGUUCUUCGAUGGGGAAAGACUCCUACUAUCCUUCAUAAGAUAUGCGAUCUACCCUUCGUAUUCUUCAGUGACCCGGAGCUGAUGCCAAUUAUAGCUAGUACACUGGUUGCUGCUUGUUAUGGGUGUGACCAGAACAAGGGUGUAGUUCAGCAGGAAAUUAGUACAGAAAUGCUUCUCCCCCUCUUAGAAUCUUGCAGGAAAAUGCUGGCUCUCCGGUAUAAUUCAAACUCCGACCAUUGCCCUGCAAAUGAGUCUAGUGAUAGUCAGCCGAGUAUUGAACAUAAGAAGUUCCAGGUUGAUGUUCCGCCAAGGUCUGUCCGUCACAACUCCCGAAACACUAGAAUUUUCGGGAAGCUUAAUGGCUCAGGAAAUAGCACGAGGAAUGGCAAGUUGAGAAAUCAUAGGGACUGUAAAGUAACAAAGAAUUUAGAAGAAGUGGCUCUGAAGCCUAAUAUGUCAGCUUUAGAAACUUCCUCCAUGAUGUUACAUUAUAGAUUACCUCUCAGUUUCAUCAAUCGGGCAGAGCGUUUCUUUUCAUCAGGGGCUGCAAACGAAAUUUAAUGGUCAGCUAUGCAUAAAAUUCCUCUAUUUACUUUUAUUUAUGGAUACAUCUGCUUCAGCAAAGCAGGCAUACUUCGUAAAAAGGCAGUUGAAUGUUGUUAAUUGAAGACUGGGAGCCAGGCAAAGUUUUAGGCGGAGGUUUUAAUUUUUUUUUGCUGAAACUGAAGCAAUCAUGACACUGACAAUACUAUGUUCUUGGUAUAGAGAUGGACACUAAAGACUGGUUGGUUUCUCAAGGUGAGUGAUAUUAAGAGUUAUCAGUUGUAGACAGUUGAGUUAAGAAUCCAAUUAUGCGGCACCUUUGUAUUGCUUCACUUUUUGCUAUUCCAUCCCAUGUAUAAUUACCAAGUCCACGCCUGACGAUUUGUACUAAAUUGACAAUUCUGCUAGUAAUAAAUAACACUUGCUCAUAUUUUUCCUUUUGAAA
Messenger RNA from Cannabis sativa, 6097 nucleotides. RefSeq lists its product as uncharacterized. The record is from RefSeq and is a predicted model, not a curated record. The transcript has 8 exons. The coding region runs from base 571 to 5670 and encodes 1699 amino acids. Lineage: Eukaryota; Viridiplantae; Streptophyta; Magnoliopsida; Rosales; Cannabaceae.